AUGAUGUCUCCCGUAUCCCCUAUGGAGUCUGGAAGCCAGGCACCAUGGGCAUCAACAUCAACCUUUGGAGGCGCAGCAGCAAUGGGAGCUGGUGCCGGCGCCGUCGCUGCACGCCAUUCUCUAACCAGUACCACUCCGGCACCCCGAUACUCCGACGAAAAACCAGCACAAUACCACCAAUACAUGGAUUCCAAGAUACCAGAAAGCAACGAGAUGCCGACCAGCGCCAACGUCUGGGAGAUCGACGGCAGAGAGAUGCCGCCACCCAGCGAGUUGGAUGCGGGCAAGAGAGAUGGGUUAAACUUGGGCGAUGAUGCAUCGAAGCUUGGCCAGAUUACCACCUCGCUGCGCGUCUCGCAAGCUGUCGUGUGCACCGUCGCUUAUCAGUCUGCAAAGCCGUUUUGCAAGCUUGGCCACGCCUCUUACGCUGGUCCAUCGUUCACUCAGGUCAUCGAGGGCAUCGCAGCAUUGGCCAAGGUCCUCUCUUGCUUUGCCAAUGUCUCUUACACGAUCGUGCAAAGCACGGUAGAUGACCGUUGUGGACAUGGACAUGGCAUAUGGAACCAGUGGGAGCGGAGGAAGGCCUUCGCAUCCUUCACGAGAGACUAUCUCGAGAACUCUAUCCGCGGACGCACGACGUCGGUUGUAUUGUUCGGUGUCUGGUCCACUGUAGCGACAGGAUAG
Messenger RNA from Alternaria hordeiaustralica, 684 nucleotides. RefSeq lists its product as uncharacterized. Bases 1 to 684 code for a protein of 227 amino acids. The transcript is spliced from 3 exons. The record is from RefSeq and is a predicted model, not a curated record. Lineage: Eukaryota; Fungi; Ascomycota; Dothideomycetes; Pleosporales; Pleosporaceae.